Messenger RNA from Botrytis porri, 1500 nucleotides. RefSeq lists its product as uncharacterized. Bases 1 to 1500 code for a protein of 499 amino acids. NCBI's taxonomy places the organism in Eukaryota, Fungi, Ascomycota, Leotiomycetes, Helotiales, Sclerotiniaceae. The record is from RefSeq and is a predicted model, not a curated record. The transcript has 2 exons.
AUGUCAUCAACAAACUCCAACCACCUCCCAGAAAUUCUCACCCCAGUAUCCACCUCCAACAGUCAAGACAAUUUCGCCCAAAGCAAAGAAGAUUUCGACGUCUCAUCUAUUCCAGAUUCUGAUUCCGAAGGUGGAGUUUCUAUUUAUUAUCAAACUCCCGAAAAAGAAAAGAGGAGGGGGGGUGAUGGAUUUGCAGAUCAGCAGAUGAGAGAUGAUGAGAUUAUUUAUGGUGAUUUUAUUCUGGAUUCGGAGAGAAAUGAUGGAGAUGAAGGAUAUGAGGAUAAUACAAUAGCUUGGCCUACCAUCAUCUCAAGCAGAUUCUCGACUCCGACAACUGAUGAGCUGAUUAAGUAUAUUAACGACACUGAUCUCUUGGGAGUUGAUGAUGAUGGAUCUGGCGAGGAGUCUAUGACUACUUAUCAUAGAAAAUUAGAAGAGCUCGCGAGAAUUCGGAAGAUUGUUGCUCGGAAUCUAAUUCCCGGUACUCAUCAAACAGCCGAGAACUCCACAUCUACACUCGGAAAACCACCCACUCUCACGGGAAUACAAAAACCCACACCUAACCUCUCACUCGGCACGCCUCUAAUCCAGGAUUUCGCAAUUCCCCUACCAGCGUCCCUACCAACUCCCCUCCCUCGCACCAUCUUUGAAAACCUCUCCGCCAUACGAGCCCCCCAUUUCCCACACUAUCUCGCCUCCCAAACUUCUUCUUUAAGUACCUAUCCCUCACCCGACAUCGGCACCAUGUAUCAUUAUUAUGGAUUUUCACAUCGCCGUACGGUUAACGAGAUUGAUAUUCUUGCACCUUCUGAUGAUGAUGAUGAUAAUGAUGAAGAGGAAGAAAAGGAUGAGGAAGAGCAGCAGGACGAGUUGUGUAGGGAGUUGUCUGAGGGGGAGGAGGGGGAUGAUGAAGGAGAUGUGGAUUUGGAUAUGGAUAUGUCUAGAUCUACACCUCCGCGUCCUCCUGUGUUGGGGGAUAGAGAUCAGAAUAUGGAGGAUGGGGUGGAGAUUGAGGAUAUUGAUGGAUUAGAGAAUGGGAAUGAGGGAUACUCAUCGUCAUCUUCCUACCUCUCAGAAGAAUACGACGCAUCAGACGAGCUCGGCAAAAUCGUAUCCUCCAUCCCCGCCCCCACACCCCCAAAUCCUCGCGAUCACCGCCUCGGCAGAAUCGUAAAUAUAUUCCGCACGCGAGCUCUCCAACGCCUUGGAAUCCCAUCCCACGACUCUCCAUUUCGCCUUCGACAUCCCGUUAAUCACCUCGUGUUUCGGGAGACGGGGAUACAGACUGCGGAUUAUGCGCGUGCGAAUGCGAUGGCUAGGUUUGAGAGGGUGGCGGAUGAGUUUGUGAAGGGGGAGAGAGUAGGUGAGGGGGUGAAAGGGGGUGCUGGGGAGGAUUCUGCUGGGGAUGUGGGACAUUUGAUGGUAGGGACGGAGGGAGAUGAGAGAUUUGAGAGGGAGGAGGUACAUAUGAGAGGUGGCGCGGGGGCUGGGGAUUUUUAG